AUGACCGAGAUGGAGGUUCAUGGAUCCCAAACGACAAUUCGUUCAUCGAAGGAUGAAUUUUCAACUAAGUCCUAUAACGCAGUGCAUGGUUGCUUAAGAUGUACUUGCGUUGGUGAAUAUGAUCACAACGGUCAUAAGAUUGUACUAGAUUCUGUCGGUGCGCCAUUAAGGACCGAUGCCGAAUUCCGCUCAAGAGUCUGCGUUGAUCAUCAUCAGCCUUGGCAUACACCUCUAGAAGAUCUAGUUCAAUUUGAUAUUGUAGAAGAUGUACCUACAAGUGACCGUUUGCACUUAUGCGAUCUCGGAGCGACAAGGAAAUGGUUGUAUGGGAUUUGGGAUGGAAAAUUCUUAACGAUUCCUCAGUUGACUUCUUCCCAAAGGGACUUACUAACGAAUUUUUGUACGUCGCUACGGCUUCCCUCGGAAAUCAAUAGGAAAACGUUAGAUCCAAUGUAUAUGCACAAAUGGAAAGGAUCGCAAUUUCGUUCAUUUUUGCACUACGGCAGCGUUGUGGUUAUGGAGGAAAUUUUAAACUCACGAGCGUACAACCAUUUGUUGCUAUAUUUUUGCGCUCUAACUAUAUAUUCCACAGAAUUUCAUCGCCAACAUUGGAACCGUGCAUCUAUUUUCUUAGACACGUAUGUGCGGGAUUUUGGUGGAAUUUUCGGUCGAGAACAUUUGACGAGCAACAUUCAUAACCUCCAACAUGUAGCUCGAGAUGUUCUUCGUUACGGUCCACUAGAUAGUUUUUCGACAUAUUGCUUCGAGAACUAUUUAGGAAUAUUAAAACGCUCAGUACGAUCAGGUUUUAAAUGCGGUGUGCAAAUUGCUGCUAGGUCCGAAGAGCGAGCGGAUCAUCACAGCUUCGUCCCUUGCGUUCCGGACAACAUUCCUGACGUGACCCUCUGGACCUGCGACAUUCCGGACACAGCAAACUUGCCAUUAGAUCGAAACUUCAUCUAA
Molecule: messenger RNA, 963 nt
Organism: Anopheles moucheti
Lineage: Eukaryota; Metazoa; Arthropoda; Insecta; Diptera; Culicidae
Exons: 3
Coding region: 1-963 (320 amino acids)
Source: RefSeq, a predicted model, not a curated record